Messenger RNA from Apis cerana (Asiatic honeybee), 1377 nucleotides. It is a transcript of the gene Dhdds, whose product is annotated as Dehydrodolichyl diphosphate synthase subunit. The record is from RefSeq and is a predicted model, not a curated record. Gene Ontology annotation, cellular component: dehydrodolichyl diphosphate synthase complex; endoplasmic reticulum. Gene Ontology annotation, molecular function: ditrans,polycis-polyprenyl diphosphate synthase [(2E,6E)-farnesyl diphosphate specific] activity. NCBI's taxonomy places the organism in Eukaryota, Metazoa, Arthropoda, Insecta, Hymenoptera, Apidae. Gene Ontology annotation, biological process: polyprenol biosynthetic process.
AAUGCCGACGUGUCAGUAAGAUAAUGACAAUAGAUUUUUUCAUAAAACAUGACGUGUUGUCUAAUAUUAUUUAAUAUUAUUAUUAAACAAAAUUACAAUAAAAAUUUACAUUAAAUAAUAUUAUUUAAUAAUAAAAAAUUUAUCAGUUAUCACUGAUAAUGUAAAAUCAUAAAAAAUUAAUUAUUAUAUUAAAUAUUAUAUAAAUAUAUUAAAUAAUAUAUAAAUUAAAAUUUUAUAUAAAAUAUAGGAUUUAAUUGUAUAAAUAUUAUAUAAUUAUAUAAAUAUAAAUAUAAUUUUUACAUUUAAAGAUUUUAACAUAUUUCAAUUAUUGUUGUUACUAUUAUUAUAAGAUAAAUUAAAUAUUUUUUUAAAUAUUAUAUCAUUAUAUUAUAUUCAAAAUGUCAUGGAUAAGAAAUAACACUUCAAAUUGGUUUCUACGUUUGGCUAUAAAAAUUUUAAAAGCUGGAUAUAUUCCUAAACAUGUAGCAUUUAUAAUGGAUGGUAAUAGACGUUAUGCAAGUAAAAAUGGAAUAGAAAAAAUAGAAGGGCAUACAAAAGGAUUUGAUAAAUUUGCUGAAACUUUACAAUGGUGUAUGGAUUUUGGUAUACAAGAAGUAACAUUUUAUGCAUUUAGUAUUGAAAAUUUUAAAAGAAAACGAGAAGAAGUAAAUGGACUUUUAAAUCUUGCAGAACAAAAAUUCCAAAGAUUAUUAGAUGAAAAAGAUAAAAUAAAAAAACAUGGAUUAUGUGUUCGCAUAAUUGGUAAUUUUUCUCUAUUACCUAAAAAUCUACAAGAAUUAAUAGCAGAAACUAUGAUUAUUACUAAAGAACAUAAAAAAGGAUUUCUUAAUAUUGCAUUUGCAUAUACAUCAAGAGAUGAAAUUACACAUGCUAUUAAAGAUGUAAUUGAAGGUGUCCAAUGUGGUGAUAUUCUUUCUGAAGAUAUUGAUGAAGAACUAGUUUCUAAUUGUUUAUACACUAAUAAUUCAAAAAAUCCUGACUUAUUAAUUCGUACUUCAGGAGAAGUUAGAUUUAGUGAUUUUCUUAUGUGGCAAAUAUCAAAUACAUGUACUUAUUUUAGUAAUGUCUUAUGGCCUGAAUUUAAUCUUUGGGAAUUUCUUAAUGCAAUAUUUUAUUAUCAAAGAUGUUAUUCUGAUAUACAAAAGAUAAUAAAAAUACAAAAUGUAAAACCAAAAAUACAAAAUAGCAGACAAUUGACAUACAUAGACAAAUUGCAUCAUAAAAGACAAAUUGCACUUCAAAGAAUAUGUUUAUCAAAUUUUUAAAUAAUAUAUAAUAUAAAAUAAGUUUAAUUAAAAUUAAUUAUAAAUAUCAAGUAAGAUUAAAGUAUAAUAAUAUAUAUUUAUAUAAACACCA